Molecule: messenger RNA, 8495 nt
Organism: Strongylocentrotus purpuratus (purple sea urchin)
Lineage: Eukaryota; Metazoa; Echinodermata; Echinoidea; Camarodonta; Strongylocentrotidae
Product: dynamin-1
Exons: 20
Coding region: 96-2609 (837 amino acids)
Cellular component (GO): membrane; microtubule; cytoplasm
Molecular function (GO): GTPase activity; GTP binding; microtubule binding
Source: RefSeq, a predicted model, not a curated record
GCGCAUGCGCAAGGGGAGGCGGCCAUCAUAGGAUUUUGCAGUCGAAAGGAGUACAUAAUAUUUACGUGAGAGUGGAAGAAAUUUAACUUGUAAUCAUGGGGAAUAGGGGAAUGGAAGACUUGAUUCCGGUUGUAAAUCGGUUGCAAGAUGCAUUUGCUGCUAUUGGAGGUGGUGGUCUAUUGGAUUUACCACAAAUUGCCGUCGUUGGCGGUCAGAGCGCAGGGAAAAGCAGUGUACUCGAAAAUUUUGUUGGACGAGAUUUCCUUCCUCGUGGUUCAGGCAUUGUGACCAGGCGACCUCUCGUCCUCCAACUCAACAAUUCAAAAACAGAAUAUGGAGAAUUUCUGCACUGCAAAGGGAAGAAAUUCACUGACUUUGAUGAGAUUCGCAAGGAGAUUGAAGCCGAGACCGAUCGGGUUACCGGCAGCAACAAAGGAAUCUCUAAUGUUCCAAUCAACCUUCGAGUUUACUCACCCAACGUACUGAAUCUGACCCUGGUAGAUUUGCCGGGUAUGACCAAGAUAGCCGUCGGAGACCAGCCGGUGGACAUUGAGAUCCAGAUACGCAGCAUGGUCAUGGAGUUUGUGACCAACGAGAGCACCCUCAUCCUGGCCGUCUCUCCUGCUAACCAGGACUUGGCCAACUCGGACGCCCUCAAGGUGGCCAAGGAAGUGGACCCAAAAGGUGUGCGUACCAUCGGUGUCAUCACCAAGCUAGAUCUGAUGGACGAUGGAACAGACGCUAAGGACAUCCUGGAGAACAAACUUCUACCACUCAGGAGAGGUUACGUCGGUGUCGUGAACAGGUCGCAGCGAGACAUCGAGGGAAAGAAAGACAUAAAGGCUGCCCUCGCAGCUGAACGCAAGUUCUUUCUCAGUCAUCCGUCAUACAGGCAUAUAGCUGACAAGAUGGGAACUCCAUGGCUGCAAAAAAUCCUUAAUCAGCAACUGACCAAUCACAUCCGAGAUUCACUGCCCACGCUUCGGAACAGACUGCAGGCUCAGGAGCUGUCGAUGGAGAAGGAGGUCGCGGAAUACAAGAAUUUCAGUGCAGACGACCCCACCAGGAAAACAAAAGCAAUGCUGCAAAUGGUCCAGCACUUUGGAGUGAACUUUGAGAAGCGCAUCGAGGGUUCCGGAGACGAGAUCAACGUCAACGAGCUGUCGGGAGGAGCCCGGAUCAACAGGAUCUUCCAUGAGAGGUUUCCAUUUGAGGUAGUUAAGAUGGAGUAUGACGAGAAAGAGCUUCGGAGGGAGAUCAGCUAUGCUAUCAAGAACAUCCAUGGUGUCAGGGUGGGUCUGUUCACACCAGACAUGGCGUUUGAAGCAAUCACCAAGAAACAAAUCGGCCGUCUGAAGGAACCCUCCAUCAAAUGUGUCGAUAUGGUGGUCAACGAACUCAACGACGUGGUCAGGCACUCGGGGGAAGGGAUGGCGAGGUAUCCACGAUUACGUGAGGAGACCGAGCGCAUUGUCUGCACACAUAUUCGUGAGCGUGAGGCUAAAACCAAAGACCAAGUCAUCAUGCUGAUCAACAUCCAGCUAGCCUACAUGAACACAAACCAUGACGAUUUCAUCGGAUUCGCUAAUGCUGCUAAAGCAAAGAGGACUGGCCGUGAUCACCAAAAAAAGAUUCCCAAUCAGGUGAUUAGGAAAGGCUGGGUGAAUCUUCACAACAUCAGCUUCAUGAAAGGAGGAGCGAAAGAUUACUGGUUUGUUCUCACUGCCGAGUCUCUAGGAUGGUACAAAGAUGAAGAGGAGAAAGAGAACAAGUACAUGAUGCAGCUUGAUGGCCUCAAGCUGAGAGACGGAGAAAUUGGAUUCAUGGCUAAGAAAAAUGCUUUCUCUAUCUUCAACCCUGAUCAACGGAAUAUCUACAAGGACCACAAGACCCUCGAGCUGUCUUGUCAGACCUCAGAAGAAGUGGACAGUUGGAAGGCAUCUUUCCUUAGAGCUGGAGUCUAUCCGGAGAGAAACAAAGAGAACGAUGAAGAUGACGAGCAGAGAGCGGGGGAUAACACUGUAUCGAUGGACCCCCAGCUUGAGAGACAGGUGGAAACCAUCAGGAACCUGGUAGACUCCUACAUGAGUAUCAUCAGCAAACAGAUUAAAGACAUGGUACCAAAGACAUGUAUGGCUCUCAUGAUAAAUGAUACCAAGGAAUUUAUUCUGUCUGAGAUGCUGGCUCAUUUAUAUUCAAAUCAAGAUCAGGGGUCGCUGAUGGAGGAGAGUGCGGAUGAAGCUCAGCGUCGUGAUGAGAUGCUUCGGAUGUACCAGGCAACCAAAGAAGCGCUCCGUAUCAUAGGAGAUAUCAACAUGUCUACCAAAUCAACACCCUUACCUCCACCGGUCCAGAAUGAUGACCUCAUCAAACCAUUCAAUGGUCCCAGUGUUCCCACCCCAUCGAAAAGAGCCACCCCAGCCCCAUCAGCAGGAGGUAUGCCACGUAGGCCUAACCCUGGUCCGUCUAGACCAGGACAGCCUAAUAUACCGGGUAGACCAGACAUGCCAAAUAGACCAGCUCCUUCUAUUCCAAGACGUCCUGAGGCUCCUACAAGACCAACCCCUCCAAUACCAGAUAGACCAUCAGUACCUUCUAGACCAUAUUAGAAAGAUCAGAGGUCAGAGGUCAUUUAGAUCCAAGGUCCUUAUAUCAAGGGCACACGUCAUAGUAUUGAGGACAGUCUAAGAUUAUAUAUUAUCGUAGGUCAAAGGUCAUUUUACUGAAGAAAGUCACAGGUCAUAUUAUUGUUGGAAAGUCAAGGUUAUAUAGAAUCUAUUUCAUUUAUUCAAAGUGGAGAAGCCCUAUUACAGUAACAUCACGGCACGGACGGGAACUCUGCCAUUUAGUAAACGCAGGUCAAAUUUCAGUAAUAAGAGAGGUCAGAUAAUGGUCGCUGUAGUAGUAGAAAAUGCAUACAUGUAUUUGUAAUGCCUGAUGCUAAGAUGAACAGCCACUUGAGGUCACAUGAAGUUUAAGUGUUAUCGGGGUGUAGUCCUACAGCUUUCAAAGAAACAUCACAGAGUUGAAAAGUAAAUGCUUCUGGACUGCCAUGCUGUUGAUGAACCAACUCAAUCGUCAAGAGUCGGUUGCGGACUUUGGAUCAACCUACAGCGAGAGUAGAAUGCUGAGAGUUUCUGGAAUGAAAGGCACUUUGUAACUCUAGGUCAGUGCAGUAUGUGCAGUGUAAUGGUGUUGCUGGAGGUCAUACCAUCAUGCAGUGAGCAGUCCCUCCAGCCCCUGUCGUAAUGGAGGCACAUGUAAUGUAGCUGGUAACGGAGCCACAGCUUACGCCAUCAUACGUUGCAUGGUUGAGACCAGAGGUCAUUGCUGAUACUGCUUUUCUGAUGCCUCAGAGGACCUUGUACAGGAUAAACACCAGCUGUUAAGGGCCAGAAGGACAUUUUUUUUUUUUAAGGACUUGUUUCCAUUCCUCUCUGCCCUCCUCGAACAAUACGAUGUGUGUUUCACUUUUCUUGGGGGUUUCUUGGGGGUAAAACAUACUUGUACAGGUGUUUUUAUAUUUCCCAGAAGUGUUAUACUCCAUUUCAGUUAACAAAUACAUAAACCAACCGGCAUGGAGAAGAGAUUGAAAAAAAGGGAUAUGAAUAUCAAUGCGUUGGAAACUAUAUAGGCAAGAGGUCAAUGUGCACCAUCUCCAAACAGAUUCAUAUGCACAUGUAUGUAAUUGUUCACUUAAAUAGACUAGUGUAUAUUAUCUGUGAAAGAAUUAUGUAUCUACCAAAUGAUCCACCAUGAUAUCGCUGUAAAUAUUCCCUUUCAUAUACCGGUAAUGCAAAUUUUGAUUGACUAUGAUAUUAAAGUCUUUAUGAAAUAUUGUGUACUGUGAAGUUUUAUAAAUUUUGUUUCAGUGCAUGUGCACUGUUGUGAAGAUGGAUAGUGGUGCAUGCACAAUUAGUCAUACUUUCGUGGAAUGAUUUGACAUCGCUAUUGCCAAAGUUUGAUAUCAUAUAUAUAUAAUCUCUCUUUAUAACCAUCUUUUAACAUUUGGUUUGGUGAUCAAUAGUAAUGUUACAAAUUAUCCUUCCCAUAAUAUUGAAAUAUAAGUACAACAUUAAUGUUUAAGAAGAGAAGAGACCCGGGACCUGUUUCACAAAGUCUUUUUUCAAUGACAAAUGACAAAAAUUAGUGACAAAUCUGCUGAUAACCAAUCAGAAGCAAGGAUUUCAGUAGCUUAUAACAAAAACUGUCACUGAUGUCAAGUUUUGUGAAACGGGGCCCUGUAUUCCGCAAAUGCAGUGAUAAGAGCAGUGUGACUGACUACAUGGAUAUAAAAUGUAGGCUACUAUCAAGGUCUGUGUAUUAGUGAUGUACAAUCCUGCUUCUUUCUUCUUCUUCUUUUUUUUAUAUAGCUCUUUUGUAACAUUAGAACAAGCUUAAAUAGACUAACUUUUGUUAUAGAGGUGUGUUAAAGCGUGAGGGAUGUGAGAGGAAUUUGGUUGGUUGUAAAUCAAGAAGGAUAUCAAGUAUUGGCAAGAUUUAUUUCUUGCUCUCGAGUGAGAAGCCGAGACAAGUAAGAUGUCACUUUAACCAUGUGGUGGAGAGAAAAAGUGAAGCGAUUGAGACGAUAAUGAAUAUACAUUGACAUUGUAUGUGAGACUGUAAAAGCCAUAUAAUUGUGUAAAUUUUGUAAGACCCCUUUUAAAACUUGUGAUACGAAGAUAAAUGAUUGCAUUUAGACAUGUGUAUAAUUAAAACUGGAUAAGUGUAGACUUAUAUCAAUUAUUAACCAUUAAUUUGUGAACCUUCGUUAAGAAAUAGGUGGCAAUGGUGCGGGAUGUUGGAGUGAAUGAAAGGCACUUGUGUAACAAACAAAAUCAUUGUCUUUCAAACAUGAAUGUUAUCGUUUUUUUUAUUUCUAAGUACAGCCCCAUCUAUGGUAUGAUCUUUAAUAUAGUACAUCGCUAUUUCAUAAUGUUAGUUAUCGGUAUGGAAACAAAUUCCCGGUGUAAAUUUUGAUUUUGUUACAAGUAGUUUGGUUGUUUUAAACAACCCCAUUGUUUUGGGGAUUCAUGUCAGCAUUUAUAGGCUCUGAAAUUGAAUAUUUUUCCUUUUCUUUGCUCGUUAUUAGCUCACAGUGAAAAUUAGGAAGUGAAAUAAGUGAAAGGUAACAGUGGUCCCAGUUGAAUACAAAAAUGUUAUUUUGGAGAAGAAGAAAAAAAUCAUAUUCUACACAAAUAUACUUUUGCAUCUCAGUCCCAUUCUACAUACUCAUAGAGAACAAUUGAUGCACUGCGAUGACAUUAUCAGAACCAUUUUUAUUAAUUUUUCUGUCGGGACGACAACCCUGCUUCAAACUACAUGUAUACAACUGUUAAAAUAAAAUAAAAUUCAAAGGAAAAGUGCCCAGAAUCCAUCUAGUCCGUCGCUAUUUUACAAUAUCAUCAGUAUUCAGUUUGCAGGGAUUUUUUAUGGUGUCUGUACAUGUUGAUCUGGAAAACUAUAUCUUAUAAGGAUGAUAUGAUCAAAGUCCAUAUUUUUCUUUAAUCGCUGUGGGGAGGUUUUUGUAUUGUUUCCUGUUAACCGUUUUUAUUCUGAUAUUGGGGUUAUGGGAGGAUAUCUGUAUGUGUUUUAUACCUAUAAUGAGUAUAGAGCGUGACCGGGCAUGCACUGUUUUGGUCAACUGAUGUUUAUGUUCCCUAGUAGAAUGGCAUUGUGAUGUUGGAUUGACAGAAGUUGUACUCUAUAUAUUUAUCAUGUAUAUCAUUGCUUACUGGUAUAAGAAGGAAUCGUGUUUUUAAAGGUUAAAAUGAAUAUUUUAUGAAAGUUAUUAGUUCUUCCUUUGAUUUGUCAUGUCUAUUGAUUGUGGUAACCCCCUCCUCCUCCCCUCCCCCUCCCCUCCCCUCCUAUAUCACCCUCAUGUUGAUUAUGUCCCAUUCAAAUCCUUUUUUAUAUUUGUGAGAUAUUGUCAUCUUGUGCAACUCUCUAGUUAACAUGAAACUAUAUAUGAAUACUGUCACAAUGAUAUAACAUGUCAAUUUUGAUUGGUGAUUCUUUUAAUCAUUAUCAAUGUUUUAGUUUGCAUCGAUACAACUGUGUAUUAUUUUAGCGGUAGCGUAGCCUCCAUUUUUAAGGAAAAGUCCUAAUGCAGUAGCACUGUAGAGCUUUUAUUUUCAACAAUUAUUUAAAAUACAAUAUUUUUAUCGCUCAUAAUAUUUCAAACUUCUUGUCAUUCCAAAGAAAAUAUUUUGCACUACUUUUUUUUUGUGUACAGGAACUAUAGAAAAAAAUAUCGUACUGUACAGGUAUUUAAUUUUAGCAGGGAUUUGAGACAGAAUUAGCAUUUCGUUUUGGGAAGAUAUGGCAUUUGAAGAUAUGGGAGUUUGUAGACACCAGUAACAUGUUUAAAGAGAAGGUUGAGUUCUGGGGAGAGGUGAUAAAUAAUUUGUUAUCAUUGUUGUUAUGCAAGUGUGGAAGAACAUCAGAGAAAAAAUAAUCCCUGAAAAGCACGGCUCUUCAAAUGCCUCCAUAUUCUGAAUAUGACAAGUAGAACAGCUUCAAAAUGAGGCCCGAUUUUUAUACCACAUCGUUGUGUAGUCCCAUAUACAUCUUCCUGUGUACAGUGCUUUACCAAGACUGGGCCAAAUUUCUUGUCAUUUUGAUGACUCCAGAACCCUGCAGUACACACCAAUACUUAUAUGCUACAUGAUCAACUUUUCUGAUUGAUUCCACACCGUUUCUUUCACAAUGCAAUGGCAUGACCAGAACUCAACUUUAUCUUUAAUGGUUAGAACAAAAUUAGAUUAGAUCCGUCAUAGAUAUCUAUAGAAGAAACCCAAGAGGGAGGGAAUAUUAAUGAUGUUUUCAAGAAGGAUUAGAAUCGCUGUUUAUGAUAGGGAUAUUAAAUUAUACAGCCAUUAACAUGACUUUUACACCACUUUGAUACCGAUAAUUCUGUUUAUGCCGCACAACAAGCGGACCAUAAAAGAAGGUAUUAAGUGUCCGUUUGAUAACAAAAUAUGAUAUUUAUGUGGCUUGACGGCGUAGGAGCGGAAAAUCCGGUUGCCCGCAAGGCUGCAAUUUUAUUGCGUCGACCAGGCGUCGACCGAGGAUUCUCGGGCACAUGCUGACAUAAAUGCUGGUAGUUGAUACGCUAUAGACAUAAUCAAAAUAAAUCCAUAACUGAACCAUACAUUGCCCAUUUUGGGGGCAUGAUCUUAGUCUCAUUGAUUUGCAAAGCAAGUCCAAAAAAACGCAAAAAUGUGCCCCGAUUUUCUUGGUUUUCACAAUCGAAUUGAUGCCCUAAACUUCACCUGUCAUAUACAUGUAUGAGUCUGAUUGUAAUUCAAAAGAAAAACUGGUGCACUGUAUCAAAAGUAAGCUUCAAAUCUUGUUAUAUUAUAUUCAAAGAGAAAGGUUUUGGGAAUUUCAUUAGAAAUGUUGCUUAUAUUUUAUGUAACAUCUUUCACCGUUUUUAUUUCAUGGUUUUUAUUUCAUGAACUUCAUUAAUAUUUCUUCUUUUUGAUGACCGAUCUGUUUUUCAUUCAAUGUUAUUUUCUUCUACUGCAAUACAUUUAUCAGAAGCUGUGAUACAUGGUAUGUUGUGGAAAAUCCCUUUCUUUUCAUCUGCGUUACUAUGAUUUUAUUAAUCAAUUAAAUUGCCUGAAAUCAAAACAAAAAUAGUACUUAAAAGGCUUCUGGAAGAUUCAUAACAGCUUGCAAUUGGAUACCAGAGAUUCCAUAGUGUAUAUCACCUGAAUUCUACAGAAAAUGAAUAUCCAGAACUGGACGGAUCCUUGUCUUUGCGACUGGGAUGAUCGUUUAUGAAUUUUGUUCUAGAUAAUCUGGUAUAAUUGCCAUAACUGCUUAUAUGCCAAAAGAUUUACACUAUUGCAUCUUUUACAAAAUAUCAGGAGUAAUGGGAAAUUAUGUCAUAGUCACUCCAAAUUAUUUAAUACUCGAAAAUGGUGUUUUUUCAUUACUUCAAAUCCGAAUUCAUUUUGUAAUUUUAGAGUAUAGUUUUCAAAGAUUUGAAUCGAUUACAGGAACUCAUAGCGAUUGGAAAUACUUUACAAAGUCGCCAAUUUGCGUAAUGUUCUGUUUCAUAUAAAAGGUUAAACCAGACAAACUGUAAUACCAUUAUAUCAUCAUUAUGAUGUAUUAGAUAAAAAUUAUUCUGCUAUAGAAUGACAAUAAAUACAAUGUUUGUUUCUUCCGACUAUGGUUACUAAUUGGGAAGACAUAUGUCAAUACAGAUACAACAAUGGGUGUGAGAGAAUUCAAUGUUGGUUUUAAUAGUUUUUCCUUUUUUAAUGAGUUAGAUAUUUAAAUAGUGGCACCUGUCGUAGCAUACCAGCAGAAAGGCAUUUUGUAUAGUUAUUAUUAUAUAUUAUAAAUGAGCUAAGCAAUAACGGUCUAAACACCCCUAUGAUGAUUAUUUAUGUUCAGAUAUGUCUAUUAGAUGUACCAAAUGUUGUAAUGAGAAAAGUGUGGAGAAAUAAAAAUAUCUAUGUACCGUGCAGUCAAAUAUCACA